AUGUUCUCGGGCUCAAACUCCUUCUUGGGCGGCGCCAACCAGGGUCGCCCAGGCCAACAGCAAUAUGGCCAGCAACCCCAGCAGAACUUCACCGGCUUCGGCCCUCAGGCUACAGGUUUCAUGCAACCGCAAUACACCGGCAUGCCCCCAUGCACCAGCAACAGUCUCUACAGCCUCAGGCGACUGGUUUNNUCCACCUCAGCAACAGUCCCUCCAGCCUCAAGCAACCGGCUUCCCGCCUCAGCAACAGCAGAACCAGUUCCAGGGUGGUCUCAUGCCCCAGUACACCGGCUUCCCUCCCCAGCAGCAACAACAGCAACCACCGCAGCAGCAGCAGUUCCAAUCGCCCCAGCCGACUGCUGCCCCCAGCAGCUACCUCAACCCACCGGUAUGACCUCGUCGCAGAUGGCCGACUCGUUCCGUUCCACCCCUGCUCGCCAGCAGCCUCAACCUACCCAGACAUCAUCCCAGUCGUCCAAGAUCCCCAACAUCCGUCUGUCCUUCAUUACUGCUCAGGACCAAUCCAAGUUCGAACAGCUCUUCAGAUCUGCUGUUGGCAACGAUCAAGCUCUGUCCGGCGACAAGGCCAAGGACCUUCUCCUUCGCUCAAAACUUCCUGGUGACGCCUUGUCUCAGAUCUGGAUGCUCUCGGAUACCACAAAAUCUGGUCAAUUGCUCUUCCCAGAGUUUGCCUUGGCCAUGUACUUGUGCAACUUGAAGCUUACCGGAAAAGACCUCCCUGCCCAGCUGCCCGAAAGAGUCACAAACGAGGUCUCUAGCAUGGUCGACAUUAUCUCCUUCGGUGUCGCAGAUGCACAGUCUGCCUCGCAGCCAGCAAGCAAUGCUCCCAGCUUCCCCGAUGUGCCAACUAUUCAGGCACCUCAACCUCAACCAUCCAGCAGUCAACUCCUGUCACAAUUGAACCCCCAGCCUACAGGCUUUCAGCCUCAGCAAACUGGUUUCCAGUCGCAGCAGUUCCAGUCUCAACCUACUGGUCUGCAGCCUCAACAGACAGGCUUUCAAUCUCAGGCUACAGGAUACACAGGACCUCGUCCUCCUAUGCCUCCCAUGCCGACCGGCUUUGGUCAGGGCCUGUCACCACAGCCUACUGGCUUCCCCAUGGCCCCUCUGAACGCUCAGCCCACUGGUCGUCCUGGACAGUGGGGUCUUGUUAAUGCCCCAGCUUCUGGUCUUCCCAAUCUACAAGCCCUCCAGCAGCAAAUGAUGCCUCAGCCCGGUCGCGAGACUGGCUUCAGCACUGCCGGUCUCCGUGGUAAUGCCACCGUCCCAUGGGCCAUCACCAAGGAUGAGAAGAAGAUCUACGAUGACAUGUUCAAGGCCUGGGAUGGUUUAAGUAGAGGUGCAAUCAGUGGUGCCACCGCAAUUGAGAUAUUCGGCCAGAGUGGCCUCGAGAAGGAUGAUCUUGAGCGCAUCUGGACUCUGUCAGACCCUCACAAUAGAGGUAAACUCAAUCUCGAUGAGUUUGCUGUGGCCAUGCAUUUGAUCUACCGUAGACUGAACGGCUACCCUGUCCCAGCUAAGCUUCCUGCUGAACUUGUACCUCCUUCCACUAGGAACAUCAACGAUGCUAUCGGAACCAUGAAGUCGCAUCUCUCGCAAGAUGCGCAAUCAAGAAGAACCACUGGCGCAUUCUUGCAGCCUCAGAAGACUGGUGUCAGCUACCUCAAGAACCACUCUUUCGCUGGCGCAGGUGCAAGUAUUGCUGGCCCACGCAAAGACGCUACCGUUUAUAAGAACAACGAUGAGGAUGUUGGUUACCGCUCAUCUGCACGUCGUCGCACAGGCGAUGCUGGUCGCACUGCCUCUCCUGCACAGGAGAAGCCUGUCGAAGAGAUGUCUGUUGAUCAGUUGAAGAAGGCUAUUCGUGAAAAGCAAGUUCUUCUUGACGCCAUGGACUUCGAAGAUGAGGGAAGAGCCGACGAGGAAGACGCACUUGACCGUAAAGAUCGCAAGGAAGCAGAUGAGCUUUACAGACGUAUUCGCCGCAUUCAAGAAGACAUCGAUGGACACCCAAAUUCUGGAUUCCGUACCACUGAUUCGGAUGCCGAACGUAGAGCUCUGAAGAGACAGCUCCAAACCCUAUCCGACCGCCUGCCCGAGCUGGCAUCUCACGUACGACGCUGCGAGAGAGCCAUUGCAGAUGCUCAGCUAGAGCUGUUCCGCCUCAAGGAUGCUAAGGCCAACCCCAGCUCAGCUCCUGCCAUUGUUGGUACUGGACCUGGAGGUGCUGUGACUGAAUCCGAUCGUCUCAAGGCAAGAGCAAGGGCAAUGAUGCAGGCUCGUUCUGCCGCUCUCANNCAGGCAAACCUGCUCCCGCUCCCGCUUCGGGUGACGAUGGAGCAGGUGCUGCAAAAGAGAUUGGAAGACGAGAGUAACCGUGUCCGCCUCGAAAGAGAAGAGAACGAAAGAAUGGUGCGUGAUGUCGAAGACUCAGUCACGGAGUUCAGCAGAACCAUCGAGUCUAGUCUGAAGGAAGGUUCUGAAGAUGCUGCGACCGAGCACGAGAGAAGAAGAUGGGAAGACGGACUUGGUGUUGAGGACGAGGUGAAGGACUUCAUUUUCGACAUGCAAAGAACCAGCAGAACUGCUCGCAUCAGAAAGGAUGAAGCUCCCAACCCCCGUGAUCGUGUCGUAUCGCCACGCGCUGAAGAAGUUAGCCGUAGCAGUAGCGCGCGUGUCGAGAGUCCUGCUGCUAGAAGCGAGACGCCUCGUGGAGGCUCUUACAACACUUACAAGACCGCAGAGGAUCGCGCCGCCUUCAUCAAACAGCAAGCUGAGCAGCGAAUGGCUGAACGUCUUGCUGCAUUGGGUAUUAGAGCACCCGUCAAGCCUGGCGAGUCUGCACAACAGCGCCAAGAACGCGAGCGCAAGGAACGCGAAGAUCGCCUGCGCCAGGCGGAGCAGGACGAUGCUCGUAGAGAGGAAGAGAGACAACAGAGACUGGCUGGAGAAAGCAUUGCGCCUCCUACUGCUGAGAAGCCUGUUGGUAAGAAGGCCCCGCCCGCUCCUGCACCCCGCAAGAACCGUGGCGACUCCGUUGGCAAGCAAGAAGAGCAACAGGCAAAGGCCGAGGCUCAGAGAUUCGAGCAACAACAGAUGGAGCAAGCCAUCAAAGAGCAACAGUCAGCUCAAGCAUCAGAGACCAAGGAGCUUGAAGAUGAAGAGCGCCGUCAAGAGGAAGAACUCCGUAGGGAACGUGAAGCUGCUGCUGAACGCCUCCGUGCACUUGAAGAGCAAGUCCGUCAAGGCAAACUCAAGAAGGCAGAAGAAAAGAAGAAGAGACAGGCAGCUUCCAAGGAGGCCGAGGAGAAGGAAACGCGUCUCAAGGCUCAACGCGAUGCUCAACGUGCAGAGAUCGAAGCUGCGAAGGAGAGAGAACGACAGUUGCAACUGCAGCUUGAGAACAUGAACGACGACAGCUCGGACGAGGAUGACGGGCCUCAGACCAUCACUCCCAUGGAAAGCACACCCGCUGCCAGCCAAGAGCUCCCAAGGGAAGUGUCGCCCACCCCUCCUGUUGAAGCUGCACCUGCGCCGCCGAGCGCUCCUGCCCCUUCGUCUGUGCCCACUACGGUCAUCAGCCCUCCUGAGGAAUCGAAGAAUCCGUUCUUUAGAAGCAUGAAUCAACCCGCGGCUCCUUCUGCGCCCAUCGCAUCGCCUGCUGCCGCUGAUGCCGCUUCGACCAACCCCUUCCAUCGUCUCACUCAGCAAGAUACCAACAAGACUGUCUUGCCUGAGCCUGCGGCACAAUCAGCCCGUCGCACCGCCAAGCCAGCAGAUGAUGAUGACUGGUCUGUUGUCGACUCUGAGUCUUCCGAUGAGGACGACGACGGACCCACAGGUGGCAGUGCCAAACAACUUGCCUCGAUGCUUUUCGGAACCAUGGCACCUCCACGCCCACUGUCGGCCAUGGAGACCGGCUCGCCUGCUUCUGCCUCUCCCGCACCUCCUGCCGCAUUGCCGCCGCUUCCUCCACCAACACCCGAUGUCCCUCCCCCGCCGCCAAUGCCAGAAGGAGGUGUUGCGCCUCCUGCUCCCCACCGCCACCACCAAUGCCUACAACCGGUGCGCCACCCCCGCCUCCCAUGCCGACCAGCGGCGCUCCUCCACCACCUCCUAUGCCUUCGGGCGGUGCACCCCCACCUCCUCCCAUGCCCUCCGCACCAGCAGCUAGUCGCGNGUGGUGCACCUAACAUUNCUGGUCUAUUGGGAGAAAUUCAGUUGGGCAAGGGACUCAAANAGACAGUCACGAAGGAUAGGAGUACUUCGUCUACUGCCGGUCGUGUCUUGGGUUAG
This is a messenger RNA of Aureobasidium vineae, 4317 nucleotides long. Lineage: Eukaryota; Fungi; Ascomycota; Dothideomycetes; Dothideales; Saccotheciaceae. The record is from the annotation of a GenBank genome assembly.